Molecule: messenger RNA, 1018 nt
Organism: Annulohypoxylon truncatum
Lineage: Eukaryota; Fungi; Ascomycota; Sordariomycetes; Xylariales; Hypoxylaceae
Product: membrane-associated, eicosanoid/glutathione metabolism protein
Exons: 2
Coding region: 349-804 (151 amino acids)
Cellular component (GO): membrane
Source: RefSeq, a predicted model, not a curated record
GCCUGGCAGUUUCCUGCGUAGGUAGAUCCACGAGUGCUAGACAUUCUCUAUAAGAUACGUUGUAGUAUCGUUGGUUGAUAUACAGAAUACACUAUACCACAUUCAACCAGAACAGUACCUAGUUCUAAGGAGCUGGUUUAUCUCCGAAAGUAACCAUGCACGGUCGUUUCAGAAGACCCGAGCGAGUAAUUCGGCGAGUGGUGAUGUCAAGCAGACACGAUGAAGGGGUCUAUAGGUCUAUGUAAUCCACUUGCAACAGCGAAACGAACGAACUUCUCCUCUUCAUGAUCAAUUCUUCACAGAGACCUAAUCAGCAAUUCAACGCUUCAUUGUCGAACAUCAAACAACAUGUCAACUGCGAUUGGCCUUUCCACACCGGUGCUUGCGCCUCUAUUACCUAUCAGUGGUACAUUCGCCCUACCAUUCUCUGCGUACUUCACCCUUCUAAGCUACCGCGUCGUCCAUUAUCGCCUCGCAGACAAGCAGUACCUUGGUGAUAACUCAUCUAAGGACGGCGACCCGAAUAACAAGCUUUACUUGGCCACCCGUUGCCACCAAAACUUCAUCGAGAACGUGCCGCUAGCACUCGUUCUGGCAGCGUUUGCCGAACUCAACGGUGGGAACCGAAAAGUUCUCACCACGGCCCUCAGCGCUCUCCUGGCUUUCCGAAUUGCGCAUGUGGAAGCAGGUCUUAUCAACGGGACGGGCGUGGGAAGGCCAAUUGGAUACUGGGGUACCUUUGCUACUAUUGCAACCUUGGGUGGCUACGCUGCAUUUCUCGUGAAGGGGUACUGGGGUCUCUGAGGCGGUGAAAAGCAUUGCCUCUGAUAGCUGAAGGCUUCUUGCUCCUCGUGUAGAAGAUUCAGAUUACAUCCAUACUUAUGCUGUACAGUCCUUAAUGCAAGCUUGAGGAAUAAAUUGGAUAAGUCGAAUUUCACUCCUGUCGACAUUAUUCUGUAGCUUCGAAUAAAAUAAGGUUAUAAAAAGGGGAAGGCAUAGGUACAUCAAUGAGGGUAAA